UCCCUUGUGCGAACCUUCACUCCUUUUUACUUUCUGGUGGAGCCAGUGGACAUUCUGUCAGUUCGCGGAGCGUCAGUUAUAAUGAACUGUUCAGCUUAUUGCGAAACUUCUCCUAAAAUUGCAUGGAAAAAAGAUGGGACUUUUCUAAACUUGGUGUCAGAUGACCGUCGCCAGUUGCUACCAGAUGGAUCUUUAUUAAUAAACAGUGUGGUGCAUUCCAAGCAUAAUAAACCUGAUGAAGGAUAUUACCAGUGUGUGGCAACUGUGGAAAGCCUGGGGACCAUUGUCAGCAGAACAGCGAAGCUCACAGUAGCAGGCCUUCCCAGGUUCACCAGUCAGCCAGAAUCAUCAUCUGUCUAUAAAGGAAACAGUGCAAUCCUUAACUGUGAAGUCAAUGUUGACCUUGCACCGUUUGUCAGGUGGGAGCAGGAUCGUCAGCCAGUCUUUCUGGAUGAUCAUGUAUUUAAAUUACCAGGUGGAGCUCUAAUUAUUAGCAAUGCCACUGAUACGGAUGGAGGACUCUAUCGCUGCAUCAUUGAAAGUGGUGGGACCCCCAAGUACAGUGAUGAAGCAGAGCUCAAAAUUCUUCCAGAUCCAGAGGUGCCACAAAACUUGAUGUUUGUGAGACAGCCCUCUUCACUUACGAAAGUUACUGGGCAAAGUGCGGUUUUUCCGUGUGUUGCCGUAGGAUUUCCAGCCCCGUAUAUCAGGUGGACAAGAAAUGAAGAAGAGCUUAUCACAGAAGGCUAUGAAAGAUUUCUUCUCCUGGCGGGAGGUAGUCUGGAGAUCAGUGAUGUUACGGAAGAGGACGUUGGGACGUACACCUGCAUAGCGGAUAAUGGAAACGAGACGAUUGAAGCUCAAGCAGAGCUUACAGUUCAAGUUCCUCCUGCAUUUCUGAAGCGCCCUGCAAAUAUUUAUGCUCAUGAAUCUAUGGACAUUGUGUUUGAGUGUGAGGUGACUGGAAAACCUACUCCAACGGUGAAAUGGGUCAAGAACGGAGACAUGGUGAUCCCAAGUGACUAUUUCAAAAUUGUUAAAGAGCAUAACCUGCAAGUUUUGGGUCUGGUGAAAUCAGAUGAAGGAUUCUAUCAGUGCAUUGCGGAAAAUGAUGUUGGAAAUGCACAAGCCGGAGCCCAGCUGAUAAUCCUUGACCUUGAUGUUGCCAUCCCAACAUUACCUCCCACUUCACUGACCAGUGCCACUAAUGACCAUCUAGCACCAGCGACAACAGGACCAUUGCCUUCAGCCCCGCGGGACGUCGUGGCCACCCUCGUCUCCACCCGCUUCAUCAGACUGACGUGGCGGACGCCUGUAUCAGACCCUCAAGGAGACAACCUCACCUACUCAAUCUUCUACACCAAGGAAGGUAUAAACAGGGAGCGUGUUGAAAAUACCAGUCAUCCUGGAGAGACGCAAGUGACGAUCCAGAACCUGAUGCCAGAAACAGUUUAUGUCUUUCGAGUGGUGGCUCAGAACAGGCACGGUCCCGGAGAGAGCUCAGUGCUGCUGAAGGUGGCAACGCAGCCUGAGGUUCAGCUCCCUGGUCCGGCACCCAACAUCCGAGCGUACGCCAGCUCGCCCACUGCCGUUACGGUCACCUGGGAGACGCCACUGUCGGGCAACGGAGAAAUCCAGAACUACAAGCUCUAUUACAUGGAGAAGGGGCAGGACACCGAGCAGGAUGUUGAUGUAGGAGGACUCUCCUACACCAUUAACGGAUUAAAGAAAUACACUGAGUAUAGUUUCCGAGUGGUAGCUUACAAUAAACACGGUCCUGGAGUCUCGACCCAAGAUGUUGUUGUACGAACGUUGUCAGAUGUCCCCAGUGCUCCACCACAGAAUCUAACGCUGGAGGUACGGAAUUCCAAGAGCAUCAUGCUGCACUGGCAGCCUCCUCCUGCGGGGACACACAGCGGGCAAAUCACUGGCUACAAAAUUCGCUACCGUAAGGUGUCCCGGAAGAGUGAUGUAACGGAGAGCAUCGGUGGGACCCAGCUUUUUCAGCUUAUUGAAGGUCUUGAACGAGGUACAGAAUACAGCUUCCGAGUAGCUGCCUUGACUGUCAAUGGGACCGGACCAGCCACCGACUGGGUAUCAGCGGAAACAUUUGAGAGUGAUUUGGAUGAAUCUCGUGUUCCUGAAGUUCCAAGUUCCUUACACGUCCGUCCGCUGGUAACCAGUAUCGUAGUAAGCUGGACUCCACCUGAAAACCAGAACAUCGUGGUGAGAGGCUAUGCGAUAGGGUACGGCAUUGGCAGUCCUCAUGCGCAGACCAUCAAGGUGGACUAUAAACAGAGAUACUACACCAUUGAAAAUUUAGACCCCAGCUCCCACUAUGUCAUAACUCUGAAAGCGUUCAACAACGUCGGUGAAGGAAUCCCUCUCUACGAGAGUGCGGUGACCAGGCCCCACUCAGUGCCAGAUCCGUCUCCCAUGAUGCCACCGGUGGGAGUUCAGGCUUCCAUUCUGAGUCAUGACACCAUACGGAUCACUUGGGCAGACAACUCUCUGCCGAAGAACCAGAAGAUCACAGAUGCUCGCUACUACACAGUUCGCUGGAAAACCAAUAUUCCUGCAAAUACGAAGUACAAGACUGCAAAUGCGACCACUUUGAGCUAUUUAGUGACCGGGUUAAAACCAAAUACCUUGUAUGAGUUCUCUGUGAUGGUGACUAAAGGUCGAAGAUCGAGUACGUGGAGUAUGACAGCACACGGAACAACUUUUGAAUUAGUUCCUACCUCGCCUCCCAAAGACGUGACUGUGGUGAGCAAAGAGGGAAAGCCUCGGACAAUAAUUGUUAACUGGCAGCCUCCAUCGGAAGCCAAUGGCAAAAUUACAGGAUACAUCAUUUACUACAGUACGGAUGUGAAUGCUGAAAUACAUGACUGGGUUAUUGAACCGGUCGUGGGCAACAGACUGACCCAUCAGAUACAGGAACUGACCCUGGACACUCCGUAUUAUUUCAAAAUUCAGGCCCGCAACUCGAAGGGCAUGGGGCCUAUGUCUGAGGCAGUGCAGUUCAGAACCCCAAAAGCUGAAUCCUCAGAUAAAAUGCCUAAUGAUCAAGCUUCAGGAUCUGCAGGGAAAGGAAGCCGCCCAGUGGACAUAGGACCAGAUUACAAACCACCGCUUGGUGGCAGUAACAGUCCCCACGGAAGUCCUACUUCUCCCUUGGACAGCAACAUGCUCCUUGUAAUCAUAGUAUCUGUUGGAGUGAUCACCAUUGUGAUAGUGGUGAUAGUCGCCGUCUUCUGCACUCGUCGUACAACUUCUCACCAAAAAAAGAAACGAGCUGCCUGCAAAUCAGUGAAUGGGUCCCAUAAGUACAAAGGAAACUCCAAAGAUGUCAAGCCUCCCGACCUCUGGAUCCAUCAUGAAAGACUGGAGCUAAAACCCAUAGAUAAAUCUCCAGAUCCCAAUCCAAUCAUGACAGAUACCCCAAUCCCUCGCAACUCCCAAGACAUUACCCCAGUUGAUAAUUCCGUGGACAGCAAUAUCCAUCAAAGGCGGAAUUCCUACAGAGGGCAUGAGUCAGAGGAUAGCAUGUCCACACUGGCAGGAAGAAGGGGGAUGAGGCCCAAGAUGAUGAUGCCAUUUGAUUCUCAACCACCUCAGCCUGUGAUUAGUGCUCAUCCCAUCCAUUCACUCGAUAACCCUCACCAUCAUUUCCACUCCGGCAGCCUCGCUUCUCCAACUCGCAGCUAUCUCCAUCACCAGGUCAACCCGUGGCCGAUUGGCACAUCCAUGUCCCAUUCAGACAGGGCCAAUUCCACAGAAUCUGUUCGAAACACACCGAGCACGGACACCAUGCCGGCUUCCUCGUCCCAGACGUGUGCUGACCACCAGGAUCCUGAAAGCACCACAGGGUCUUACCUGGCUAAUGCACAAGAGGAGGAUUUGGCUCAGAGCCUCCCUACGGCACACGUCCGCCCUUCCCACCCGCUGAAGAGUUUUGCGGUGCCAGCAGUUCCACCAGCUGGUUCCACCUAUGACCCUGCAUUGCCAAGCACACCGUUACUGACUCAGCAAGCUCCUAACCAUCCAGUUCACUCGGUGAAGACUGCGUCAAUUGGGACUUUAGGAAGAACUCGACCUCCUAUGCCAGUGGUAGUUCCCAGCGCCCCUGAUGUGCAGGAGACCACCAGGAUGCUGGAGGACUCGGAAAGCAAUUAUGAACCAGAUGAGCUGACCAAAGAGAUGGCCCACCUGGAAGGACUUAUGAAAGACCUUAAUGCCAUCACUACAGCAUGA
This is a messenger RNA of Opisthocomus hoazin, 4254 nucleotides long. Lineage: Eukaryota; Metazoa; Chordata; Aves; Opisthocomiformes; Opisthocomidae. The record is from RefSeq and is a predicted model, not a curated record.